UGGCGAGUGAGUUGCGAGCUGCAAGUUGUUGUGAAAUUUUUACUAGUGAAUUUGUAUUCCCGGUCACGUGUUCAAAAUAUAUAGUGUAUUUUCUGUACGGCCUACAGCAUCUGGAGUUAUUGCCGUAUUUAGUUGGUUCUUAUUUACCCGCGCUUUAUGCACUUAAAGUGCAUAAUCUUUGCUCCAGUUUUAAAUUCUUUUCAAAAUGUCCGAGGGCAAUCGCCAAAACUCGUCGUCGUCGUCAAGCUCUGGCAAAAGGAAGUCAAGUGGUUCGCCCGCGCGUGCUCCAACGUCUGUCGGUGCCGCUAAAAAGCCCAAAAGAAGAAGAGCGGACGGGACUCACUAUGUUGAGAAAAUUUUGAAGAAGCGCUACGUAAAUGGGCGAGCUCAGCUAUUAUUAAAAUGGCAGGGUUAUUCAAUGGAAGAAUGUACGUGGGAGCCCAUCGAGAACCUAACCGGCGAUUGUAUGCGAAUGCUAGCUGACUUUGAGGCCGAUUUAUUUGCUGAGCAAUGUAAACGGGCCAGGUGCAAAACAGACGCAUCCAUGGGACUUACCGCUCUGAAUGAUGCGAGUCCAAGUAGUAGCUCACUUUAUGUUGAAGAGAACAGUCCCUCCGCAGCAAGUCCUGCUGCUUCAAUAAAUGCGCGUCCCCAGCUCAUCCAAAUGCCUUUGCCAAUGAUCGACUUGGCCGACGUAAAGCAAGAAGAAGAAAGCGAUCAGCCGCAACUGGAGGAACAGUUGCAAGAACAACAAUUGCAGGAGGAGAAGCUGCCGCAGGAGCAACAGCUGCAGGCGGGAAUACAGGAGAAGAAAAUGCCGCAGAAGAAAAUAACGCCCCAGAAACAACAACUGCAGGAACAACAAGCGCCGGAACUACAACUGCCACUGCCACUGCCACUGCCUACGCCCAAAGCAAGCCCAAAGCUCUGUGAGGAGCUUAAUCUAAGCAGCGACAGUAGCAGUGCCUCCGAUAGUGAUAGCAGUAGUAGUAGCAGUGGAAGCGGCAGCAGCAGUAACAGCAGCACUAAUAGCAAAAGGGGCGAACAGAGAAAACGGACGUCAGUGCAGCCCCCGGUUCCUAAAAGCAAUCCGUUUUUCAUAAAUCUUGAUUUUGCGCACAAGCUCAACCUGAGCAGUGAAGAUGAUACUGAUGAUGAAGCGGAACAACCUGCUACGGGACAAACGAGUACCAUGGAGCGUCGGGAGGUUAACGCAAACAGUGGCUAUGUCAAAAGUUCAAUAGAAACUCUUAAGGAGCAGGCGCGCAGGUGGCAUGAAAGCAAAGCCAAAGCUUCUGAAAAAAGUGGAAACCAGGUGGCAACAGUAAAGCCAGAGAAACAGCCAACAGCUAGGCCAGAAACACAACCAACGCCAACUCAACCCAAAAUACCUAAACUACUGGCAGUUCCCAAUAAGAUAAAAGAGCAAUGGCUCAAAACCGCAGCCAUUUCGCCAGAAACCCCAAAAUCGCGACGCCGCAUGACCAUGCAUGUGAAUUCCGUUGAAGAGACCAUGGAGCAAAUACAUAGUGGAUCGUCGAUGAACCGGCGAAUGAGCCUGGACAGAGGCCGGAGUCGGAGCAAUAACCGACCGACCGGCAACGGCCGCUUUAAGAACGUUAAUACAUUGUCCCGCUUGGAGAAUUCUCCAAAGCAAUGCGCAAGCACAGACAAAAGCCGGAUACGCGCUGAAAUUGCUCAACAAAACCUAUCGAAAUCAUCUCCUAUCAACAAGGAAACAUUGGCGCCCGCUGCUGAGCCCUUGCAUAGCACUCAGCUACCCAAGCCACUCAGUCCGAAAGCAAGCUGCCAACUGCCGAGUACGCCCAAAACGCCGGAGCCAAGCUCUGUCAGCAGUGUCGGAGGCAGCAGCGGCAGCAGUGCCAGCACUACGCGCGCCGGUAGUGCCACCAGCCAUAUCAGCCAGGUGGGCAACUGGGAUGAUUCGCUGCAGUUGCCCGCACGUCCGCAAGGCAUCGAACGGGGCCUGGCGUUGGAGAAAAUCCUCAAGUCCUUCAAAAUGAGGGGCGAGACAUAUCUAGUGGUCAAAUGGAAGGCUGUCUCAGUAGUCGAUGCGGUGUUGCUUAGCGGUGUCAUUGAGCUGUACCCGCACAUUGUAAUCGAAUACUUUGAGAAACUUCAGCUACGAAGUCCGCUAGAUUGAUGCUUCAUAACUUUACAGUUCGACGCUCGCAUUGCCAUGAGCCAUGAAAAUGUUGCCCGCGUUUGGGUCAAGACAAAUUUGCCGCCAAAAAGCGCCGACAUCCGCUCUGACGGCAACUUGGUAACUUGGCAUCCACUGCCGAUACUCGCUAGCAUUUCAUGGCUUCUUCGCGUAGCCAUCUUUCGUUCUCAUGCACCUGUGUAAGACUUAACCGAGCAUCUUUAUAAAUCAUUGAUAACGCCAGCCCAGCCAUAUGACAAAUUGCGCUGGAAUUACCAGCGAAUUGUAAAUUAUAUAUGUGCUGUGCUGUGCUGUGCUCUGCGUGGUGAGUCAGUAUCGCGAAAGAACUUAUGACAACUUUAAUACACUCACAUUGAUUGAGGGUAAUCGUAAUGGCUGGCUUAGUUUGUCAGCCUUGAACAUGUAACUUUAAUGGCCAAUAUACGUACAAGUUCUUGAGUUUUAAAAUCAAACUGUUGCUGCAUUGAUACUUGCUUCUUUUUAUACCCAUGUGGAGGGUAAUACAUUUUUAUCUCAGCCGCAAUAAGUGU
Molecule: messenger RNA, 2715 nt
Organism: Drosophila novamexicana
Lineage: Eukaryota; Metazoa; Arthropoda; Insecta; Diptera; Drosophilidae
Product: PH domain-containing protein DDB_G0275795
Exons: 4
Coding region: 206-2164 (652 amino acids)
Biological process (GO): heterochromatin formation
Cellular component (GO): nucleus
Source: RefSeq, a predicted model, not a curated record